AUGCAACCUGGACAGUUGCGACGCGAGCAGCCUAUACAACCUUCGUCGAUUCAGAAGAUGCUAGAUGAGAACGUCCGACUUAUACACAGUCUUAUGGCACAUCAAAGAGUUGGAGCCGUUAAAGAAGCAGUGGAAUUAGAACGUGUUUUACAUCGUAAUCUUAUUUAUUUAGCCACAAUUGCUGACCGUACAGCGACGCAGCCUGCAGUCGGACCAACAAAUUGUUCACAUCCAAUUCCUUCCGGUUUGACUCAACCUAAUCAAAUUCAAGACUCUGCACCAAAUUAUCCAUUAUCUGUAGUUAACGCAUCAUCGGAUCUGUCCCAGUCGUCUGUUGUUGGACAACCUCAUCAAAUUUCAGUUAAUUCGUCAGUUCAGCAUCCAGUACCUAUGGCAGUCGGUCCUACAACAAUAUCUACUGUUGGGAAUCCUAUUAUGUAUCAGCAGUAUCUUGUUUCCUCUGCUUCUCAUGUUCCAAAUAAUUUACAAUGCAACAUUCUGGUGGACAAAUUGCAUCUGUCGAAUCGAGUGGUACCGUUUCACCCAAUUCGAUCGCAAUGGUUUCUUCAUAAUUUACAUAUAUUAAAAACAAGUUGA
Molecule: messenger RNA, 597 nt
Organism: Schistosoma curassoni
Lineage: Eukaryota; Metazoa; Platyhelminthes; Trematoda; Strigeidida; Schistosomatidae
Source: the annotation of a GenBank genome assembly